This is a messenger RNA of Perkinsus marinus ATCC 50983, 1068 nucleotides long. RefSeq lists its product as hypothetical. Bases 1 to 1068 code for a protein of 355 amino acids. Lineage: Eukaryota; Perkinsozoa; Perkinsida; Perkinsidae. The transcript has a single exon. The record is from RefSeq and is a predicted model, not a curated record.
AUGCCCGGGAAGCGAUCUGCCGAAGCACUCUCUGCUCGCCGUAAAACAGGAUCGUCCAAGAGGCGUCGUCGCCUGCAUGUUGCCUUGGCCGCUGUUAACUGCGUUGCCCAAAUCGCCGAGUCGGCGACGAGAACCGAUCUGUCAGACGGCGACUCUCUCAUCGAGCACCUACGAAGAGUCGGGAAAAGUGCUGUUGCGCUGGUUCGUCCUACCCACGAGAUUUUUCAAGACGGUUCCGGUCUCAAUGCCACCUUGCCCGAUCUGGAAGUUGGCCGCGUGGAGUGGUUCCACAAUCCCUGUUGCCCCGUUCUGCGUAUCUUCUCCCAGUGCAUCGUUGCCUUCGACCUCCAUGGUAUGUUACGCGAAGUGAUCGCCAAUAACGGCACGCCCAGCGAUUCCACAGCCUUGGGAGAAAGGUUUACCAUCGCCAGUGACAUGUGCCGAGAAGCACUCUGCAAAUAUUUGAAUGUGGAUAACAACAAGGCUAAUUGCGCCGACUACUACGCCAGUCUGUUCAUCGCUCUCCUCAAGUUUACCAAUGAUGAAGACGAGCCUUUACCACAAUGCCUAGCUAACCCGAACGGUUUGCCGUGUGGUAUAACUCUACCGGUCCCCAAAGCUGGUAAUCUACCUGAGUUCACCCCCGACGUCGCCAAGAUCGCAAGUGCUGAACCCCCAGAAUGCGUCAAAGGUUUCGAGAAUCACUACGCCUCAGCCGAAGUUAGUAUGAACCUACUUUAUGAGAAGGUCCGUCGCGACAUCGCAAGCGGCCUGAUGGUAGAGGUCGACGGGGACGACCUCGAAGAUCUGACCUUCGUCAAAUGCGCUCUGAUCGCUAAGACUCAGUCCAAGAUAAAUGUGUCGGAUCCCCUGGCUGGUCUGCGGGUCGUCGAGGACUACAAAGCGAAUGGAGUCAACCGUCGUGGUAUCACUCACGGCCUGAUCAAGGAGACUAUUACUCUCCCUACCAUCAUCGACAUCAUCUCGGCAUUGGACGCCGUCACUUGUCACCCCAAACAUCAAAACAUUCCUUGGUGUUUCGCCCAACUGGACUAUGUAGCUGCUUAG